UUGAGUUAGUCGGAUCUUCUUUCAUUUGAUAAAGAUGAAUGAUAGACAAAAUACAAGAACCAUUGGACCCUUUUUGGAUGUGAUGAAGGUUUUGAAUCACAGAUCCUCUUCUCUCUUUUGAGAGAUGUGUUUACAUAUUUUCUAGAAAGAGGGAGAGGGAGAUCGAGAGAGAGCCCCCUUUUUGGGAAGCCCUCCCCUCCUAUUUAUAAGGGGGAUAUCCAUAGAAAAUCCUAAAAAAGGGUACAAUUUAGAGGGAAUAUUCGGUAGAAUAUGCCUUUUGAGUAUUCCAAAGCAAACUAGCAGUUUCAUGACUGUCCGUCCUCGGCCUGUCCGACCACGACCUAAUUGAUGACGGCCCGACCUUGGUCUGUCUGACCUUGGCUUUAUGUCUUCGCGUGCCGAAUUUCUUUGGUCUAAUUUUGACCCAUACAUAACGAUUGGAGUAGGUUUGUAAGUGCGAAGAAGCUUGUUGCAGGGGAUACCCUUAUAUUUGUCAGGUUACUCUGUUCUCCCUCCAAUGUUCUUGGUGAGAAACAUAUACUACAAGUUGUUUGCCUAACAGCUAAGCUUAUUUUCAUAGAGGAAAAAAUUAUGAAUUAUAUGUUGCUGUUCGCCGUGUAAAAAAACAACAAACCAGCUCAUCAACAUCUAUCUUAUCAAGCCACUACAUGCAACACGGCAUUUUGUCUAAUGCCUACCAUGCUGUUUCCUCUGGGACAAUGUUCACCAUUUACUACCGCCCUUGGACUUGUCCUGCUGCAUUCAUAAUUGCUUACAAUCAAUAUUUGAAGGCCCCUGUAAUCGAUUAUGAGGUUGGGACGACUUUCAACAUGCCAUUUGAAAGCCGCGAACUAGACUGCGGCAGAACAGUAUGCCCAAUAUUUUCAGGUACCAUUGUUGAUGUUAAAGAUGUUGACCCCAUUAGAUGGCCUGGUUCAGAUUGGAGGUGUCUCAAAGUGAAAUGGAAUCAUGCAAAACUAAUGCCAGUUCGUCCAGAAAGGGUAUCUCCUUGGAGCAUUGUAGCCAUAGGAAUAACCAAAAGAAAAAGGAGGUCUUUUUCUUCCUAUCCCAGCAAAGCACAGCCUCUUGAUCCAGCAAAUCUGUUCGUUGUCAAGGACUGUAAGUAAAUAAGACAUUUCCUCAAACAUAUUCUAAUUUGUAUGAAGUCGUAUUUUGAUAUUAACUGGAAGAUUCUGCCAAUAGACAUGAUC
Molecule: messenger RNA, 1211 nt
Organism: Nicotiana attenuata
Lineage: Eukaryota; Viridiplantae; Streptophyta; Magnoliopsida; Solanales; Solanaceae
Product: auxin response factor 2-like
Exons: 4
Coding region: 669-1127 (152 amino acids)
Biological process (GO): response to hormone; regulation of DNA-templated transcription
Cellular component (GO): nucleus
Molecular function (GO): DNA binding
Source: RefSeq, a predicted model, not a curated record